AUGAAUGUCGUAUCCGACUCGGCGCUCACCUGUUCGACAGUGAUGGCCGGACGUAUCCUCAACCCUCUAAAGGAGGGCGAUCUGAACAGGAUCCUUCCAUCGAUCCGAAGCUCGGCCAGGACCAUCACCUCUGUGUGGCAGGCGGCAGAGUGCGCGAUGGGCAGCGUCGAAACCGUGUACCAUCAGCUCAAGCUUCCGCUUCCGUACAACCCGCAACUUCGCCUCCGUAUCAACAAUUUGUUUCGAGUUGCACGCUAUUGCGUGUUACUGGCUGUCUCGUCUACGGAGCUGUGUGUUUCGCCGCGGUAUGCCCUGAUUAUCGACGGAGAUGACGAUACAUGCAGUGCGACGAGAACCUGCUCAGUGAUAGCCGCACAGUGA
This is a messenger RNA of Phytophthora nicotianae INRA-310, 381 nucleotides long. RefSeq lists its product as hypothetical. The transcript is spliced from 2 exons. The record is from RefSeq and is a predicted model, not a curated record. NCBI's taxonomy places the organism in Eukaryota, Oomycota, Peronosporomycetes, Peronosporales, Peronosporaceae. Bases 1 to 381 code for a protein of 126 amino acids.